Molecule: messenger RNA, 3320 nt
Organism: Gekko japonicus
Lineage: Eukaryota; Metazoa; Chordata; Lepidosauria; Squamata; Gekkonidae
Gene: NOS3
Product: nitric oxide synthase 3
Exons: 24
Coding region: 16-3276 (1086 amino acids)
Biological process (GO): nitric oxide biosynthetic process
Molecular function (GO): nitric-oxide synthase activity; calmodulin binding; FMN binding
Source: RefSeq, a predicted model, not a curated record
GUGUUCCCCAAGGAGAUGAGGGGGGGGGCUGCGGAGGGCCCCCGGCCCAAGGAAGAGCUGCUGCCGCUGGCCCGGGACUUCAUCAACCAGUACUACGGCUCCAUCAGACGCUUGGAGUCCAAGGCCCACAUCCAGCGCCUCCAGGAGGUGGAGCGGGCGAUCUCGGAGACGGGCACCUACCAGCUGCUAGAGGCAGAGCUCAUUUUCGGGGCCAAGCACGCCUGGCGAAACGCACCCCGCUGCGUGGGCCGAAUCCAGUGGAGCAAGCUGCAGGUGUUUGAUGCGCGCGAUUGCACAAGCGUCCAGGAGAUGUUCACCUCUUUGUGUACUCACAUCCACUACGCAACCAACCGCGGCAACCUCCGGUCAGCCAUCACCAUCUUCCCGCCGAGGGUCGCUGGCCGUGGAGACUUCCGGAUCUGGAACAGCCAGUUGAUCCGCUACGCUGGCUAUCAGCAGCCGGACGGCACCGUGCUGGGUGACCCGGCCAACAAUUUCCGAACCCAGCUCUGCAUUCAGUAUGGCUGGACCCCACCCUACACCCGCUUUGAUGUCCUCCCCCUGCUGCUGCAGUGCCCCGACGAAGACCCCGAACUCUUUCCUCUGCCCCCUGAACUGGUCCUGGAGGUGCCGAUCAGCCAUCCCGCGCUGGAAUGGUUCCAGGAGCUGGGCCUGCGCUGGUACGCCCUGCCUGCCGUCUCCAACAUGCUGCUGGAGAUUGGGGGGCUGGAGUUCCCAGCAGCCCCCUUCAGCGGCUGGUACAUGAGCAGCGAGAUCGGCAUGAGGAACUUCUGCGACCCCCACCGCUACAACCUCUUGCAGGAGGUGGGCCAGCGCAUGGGGCUGGACACGCGGACGACCUUAUCCCUCUGGAAGGACAAGGCUGCGGUGGAGAUAAACCUGGCUGUCCUGCACAGCUUCCAGCUGGCCAAGGUGACCAUGGUGGACCACCACGCGGCGACCGAGUCCUUCAUGAAGCACCUGGAGAACGAGCAGCGGAUGCGAGGGGGGUGCCCGGCGGACUGGGUCUGGCUCGUGCCCCCCAUCUCUGGCAGCCUCACGCCCGUCUUCCACCAAGAGAUGGUCAACUACCACCUCUCCCCUGGCUUCUGGUACCAGCCUGACGCUUGGAAGGUCUACACCCCCAAAGGAACCACCAUCACCCGGAAGAAGACCUUCAAGGAGAUAGCCAAUGCGGUCAAGAUCACAGCGAAGCUGAUGGGGCACGUGAUGGCCCGCCGUGUCAAGGCCACCAUCCUGUAUGCCACAGAGACUGGCAAAUCCUGCGCCUAUGCCCAGAGCCUGGAGCAGCUCUUCAAGUUUGCCUUCGAUCCCAAGGUGCUGUGCAUGGAUGAAUAUGACGUGGUUUCCCUGGAGCACGAGACCCUUGUCUUGGUGGUGACCAGCACAUUUGGAAGUGGGGACCCCCCAGAGAACGGAGAGAAUUUUGCAAAUGCCUUGAUGGAGAUGUCCUGCCCCCUCCUGGGCAGCCCCCACUCUCCACCCCCCAGGAGCUACAAGAUGCGCUUCAACAGCGUCUCACAGUCUGACCAGCUGGUGGCCGCUUGGAGGAGGAAACGGAAGGAGUCCAGCAACACGGACAGCGCCGGGGCCCUGGGGACCCUUCGCUUCGCUGUCUUUGGGCUCGGCUCCCGGGCCUACCCGCACUUCUGUGCCUUUGCCCACGCUGUGGACACGCGCCUGGAGGAGCUGGGAGGCGAGCGGAUCCUGCCCAUGGGCGAGGGGGAUGAGCUCUGUGCCCAAGAGGAGUCCUUCCGGACCUGGGCCAAGAACGUCUUCAAGGCAGCCUGCGACACCUUCUGCGUCGGGGACAAUGCUGAGGCAGCCGCCAAGGAGGUCUUCACCACCCGCUGCAGCUGGAAGCACCACCGGUACCGCUUGUCCGUCCACGAAAGCCCCCCGGACCUACUGGCAGGUUUGUCACACAUCCACAAGCGGAAGGUGGUGCCGUGCCACGUUCUCUCCGUCCAGAAUUUGCAGAGCCCGGAGUCCAGCCGAUCCACCAUCCUCGUCAAGUUGCUCACAGGAGACCAGCCAGAACUGCAGUACCAGCCGGGCGACCACGUGGGCAUCUUCCCUGCCAAUCGCGCGGAGUUGGUGGAGGGGCUCUUGGAGCGUGUCGAGGAUCCGCCCCCUGCCAGUGAGACCAUUUCCGUGGAGACCUUGGAGACGGAGAGCAAUGGUGGGUUCCCAGGGCCCAGGCGCUUGUGGGUCCCCGAGGGCCGCCUGCCCCCCUGCACGCUGCAGCAGGCCCUCACCUUCUUCCUGGACAUCACGACCCCGCCCAGCCCCCAGCUCCUGCAGCUCCUGGCCACCCUGGCCGAAGACCCCGCCCAGCAGAAGCAGCUCCAGCAGCUCAGCCAGGACUCUCGCCUCUACGAGGAGUGGAAGUGGUUCCGCUGCCCCACGAUGGUGGAGCUCCUGGAGGACUUCCCCUCGGUCGCCCUGCCGGCUUCCCUGCUCCUCACCCAGCUGCCCCUCCUGCAGCCCCGCUACUACUCCAUCAGCUCCUCGCCGGGGGCCCACCCGGGGCAGGUCCACCUCACAGUCGCCGUGCUCAGCUACCACAGCAAAGAUGGGAAGGGUCCCCUGCACCAUGGAGUCUGCUCUACGUGGCUUUCCCAGCUGGCACCUGGGGAGAUGGUGCCAAUUUUUGUCCGAGGGGCCCCAAACUUCCGCUUGCCAGAAGACCCAUCAGCCCCCUGCAUCCUCGUGGGGCCUGGCACUGGCAUUGCCCCCUUCCGGAGUUUCUGGCAACACCGGCUGCACCUCUUGGAGUCCCAAGGCCUCCUCCCCAGCGAGAUGACCCUCGUCUUUGGCUGCCGCUGCUCCCGCCACGACCAGAUCUACAAGGAGGAGAUCCAGGAGGCCCAGCAGAAGGGGGCCGUCAGCCGAGUCCUCACCGCCUUCUCCCGUUCCCCCCCACCCCCCCAGACCUACGUGCAAGACUUGUUGAGGACGCAGCUGGCAGGGCAGGUCUGGGAGGUGUUGUGCCAACGAGGCGGCCACAUGUACAUCUGCGGCGAUGUCACCAUGGCCACGGGGGUCCUGCAAACCGUCCAGCAGAUCCUGGCCACGGAAGGGAACAUGUCGCUAACGGAGGCGGGUGAUGCCAUCAGCGAGCUCCGGGACCAGAACCACUACCACGAGGACAUCUUCGGCCUGACGUUCCGUGCCCAGGAGGUGGCCUCGCGCAUCCGCAGCCAGUCCUUCUCUGUCCAAGUGCGGAAGAUGGCGCUGGGCCCUGAUCCGUGAGCAGCUGCUCUGUCUGCGCUCCUGAGUCCUGCCCCCCCCUUGCA